CUGACCAGUGACGUAGCCGGCGAAACACUUCAGUCCAAACUGCUGCUGUUUGCUAUACAUUUUGUAGGUGGGUGGGUGUUUGUGGCCCUCGUCGAAUUCAGAGUGGACCGCCUGUUAUGGUAAAGUCUCAUAUGCAUUGUUAUAUGUGUACGUUUUAGUGAUUUGUGUAUAUGUUCAUUCAAAUUUUGUUCAAAGUUUAGACUUACUUUGAUGGGAUCAGAAUAACAGUUUCUCACAAACUGACGGGAAAUUCUUCCCACAAACUUCAAGAAAAAUUUUUUUGAGUGAUUCACAGAUUAUCACAAAUUGUCACACUGAGCCAGGACAACCUCAGUAGUUCUAGCACACAAUCUCAGUAGCUUUAGCACACACGUACAGUUGGUUCUAGCACACAAUCUCAAUAGCUUUAGCAUGCAAUUUCAGUAGCUUUAGCACACAAGUACAGUUGGUUCUAGCCCACAAUCUCAAUAGCUUUAGCAUGCAAUUUCAGUAGCUUUAGCACACAAGUACAGUUGGUUCUAGCCCACAAUCUCAAUAGCUUUAGCACGCAAUCUCAGUAGCUUUAGCACACAAGUGCAGUUGGUUCUAGCACACAAGUACAGUAGUUCUAGCACACAAGUGUUGUUCGUCCGUCGAAGUCGACAAGGACCAUCGAAUCAUCCGGUUAGGGGCGGGCGGGGGGGUUGGGAUUACGGUGAGCUCUUAGGUGGCUUGUUAGACCGAUCCUUGCUCGGAAUAAUCUAUGACACAGUGGGCAUGGAAUAGUUGCUUCAGACGAUGACCUAAUGUUGCUCUUUCGGACAAGCCUGCGUGUCUCAGCUGUGGUUAUUCUCUUAGCUUCAUGGGAUUUAGCCCCCUUCUUGACAGCAGCUCUCCAUCUGGCUCUGUCCUGGGCUGUCUGCACCCAUUGAGUAGUGUUUAUGCUGAAGGCCUUUAGUGCCACUUUCAGUGAGUCUUUGUAACGCUUUCUUUGGCCUCCUUGGGAGCGCUUGCCUAUCGUGAGUUCUCCAAAGAAUAUUUGUUUCGGGAGCCGGUGGUCUGCCAUACGGGCUACGUGUCCCAUCCAACGGAGCUGAGACUGCAUCAGAGUGGUGAAAAUACUAGGUAGGCACUUCCCCUCUCCUUUGUGCUGAUGGUUCUACGCACAUUACAGCACACAAGUACAGUAGUUAUAGCACACAAUCUCAGUAGCUUUAGCACACAAUCUCAAUAGCUCUAGCACACAAGUACAGUAGUUCUAGCACACAAGAACAGCAGUUCUAGUACACAAGUACAGCAGUUCUAGCACACAAGUACAGUUGGCUUUAGCAAACAAUUUGAGAAGCUUUAGCACACAAGUACAGUUGGUUCUAGCACACAAUCUCAGUAGCUUGUACAGUUGGUUCUAGCACACAAGUACAUUAGUUCUAGCACACAAGUACAGUCGUUCUAGCACACAAGUACAGUAGUUCUAGCCCACAAUCUCAGGAGCUUAAGCACACAAAUACAGUAGUUCUAGCACACAAGUACACUUGUUUCUAGCACACAAGUACAUUAGUUCUAGCACACAAAUACAGUUGGUUCUAGCACACAAUCUCAGUAGCUAUAGCACACAAGUACAGUUUGUUCUAGCACACAAUCUCAGCAUUAGCACAUAAGUAUAGUUGGUUCUAGCACACAAUCUCAGUAGCUCUAGCACACAAGUACAGUUGGUUCUAGCGCACAAGUACAUUAGUUCUAACAUACAAAUACAGUAGUUCUAGCACACAAGUACAUUAGUUCUAGCACACAAAUACAGUUGGUUCUAGCACACAAUCUCAGUAGCUAUAGCACACAAGUACAGUUUGUUCUAGCACACAAUCUCAGGAGCUUAAGCACACAAAUACAGUAGUUCUAGCACACAAGUACACUUGUUUCUAGCACACAAGUACAUCAGUUCUAGCACACAAAUACAGUUUGUUCUAGCACACAAUCUCAGUAGCUAUAGCACACAAGUACAGUUUGUUCUGGCACACAAUCUCAGCAUUAGCACAUAAGUAUAGUUGGUUCUAGCACACAAUCUCAGUAGCUCUAGCACACAAGUACAGUUGGUUCUAGCGCACAAGUACAUUAGUUCUAACAUACAAAUACAGUAGUUCUAGCACACAAGUACAUUAGUUCUAGCACACAAAUACAGUUGUUUCUAGUACACAAUCUUAGUAGCUAUAGCACACAAGUACAGUUUGUUCUAGCACACAAUCUCAGUAGCAUUAGCACAUAAGUAUAGUUGGUUCUAGCACACAAUCUCAGUAGCUCUAGCACACAAGUACAGUUGGUUCUAGCACACAAGUACAUUAGUUCUAACACACAAGUACAUUAGUUCUAGCACACAAGUACAGUAGUUCUAGCACACAAGUACAGUAGUUCUAGCACACAAGUACAGUAGUUCUAGCACACAAGUACAUUAGUUCUAGCACACAAGUACAAUUGGUUCCAGCCCACAAUCUCAAUAGCUUUAGCACGCAAUCUCAGUAGCUUUAGAACACAAGUACAGUAGUUCUAGCACACAAGUACAGUAGUUCUACCACACAAGUACAGUUGGUUCUAGCACACAAGUACAGUAGUUCUAACACACAAGUACAGUACUUCUAGCACACAAUCUCAGUAGCUUUAGCACACAAGUACAGUUGGUUCUAGCACACAAUCUCAGAAGCUUUAGCACACAAGUACAGUUGGUUCUAGCACACAAGUACAGUAGUUCUAGCUGACAAGUACAUUAGUUCUAGCACAGAAGUACAGUAGUUCUAGCAGACAAGUACAUUAGUUCUAGCACACAAGUACAGUAGCUCUAGCACACAAUCUCAGUAGUUUUAGCACACAAUCUCAGUAGCUUUAGCACACAAUCUCAGUAGCUUUAGCACACAAGUACAGUUGGUUCAGCCCACAAUCUCAAUAGCUUUAGCACACAAUCUCAGUAGCUGUAGCACACAAGUACAGUAGUUCUAGCACACAAAUACAUAAGUUCUAGCACACAAGUACAGUAGUUCCUGCACACAAGUACAGUAGUUCUAUCACACAAGUACAGUAGCUCUAGCACACAAUCUCAGUAGUUUUAGCACACAAUCUCAGUAGCUUUAGCACACAAUCUCAGUAGCUUUAGCACACAAGUACAGUUGGUUCAGCCCACAAUCUCAAUGGCUUUAGCACGCAAUCUCAGUAGCUUUAGCCCACAAGUACAUUUGGGUCUAGCACACAAUCUCAAUAGCUUUAGCACGCAAUCUUAUUUGUUUUAGCACACAAUCUCAGUAGCUUUAGCGCACAAGUACAGUUGGUUCUAGCCCACAAUCUCAAUAGCUUAAGCACGCAAUCUCAGAAGCUUCAGCCCACAAGUACAUUUCGUUCUAGCACACAAUCUCAAUAGUUUUAGCAUGCAAUCUCAGUAGCUUUAGCACUCAAUCUAAGUAGCUUUAGCACACAAGUACAGUUGGUUCUAGCCCACAAUCUCUAUAGCUUUAGCACGCAAUCUCAGUAGCUUUAGAUCACAAGUACAGUUGGUUCUAGCACACAAGUACAUUAGUUCUAGCACACAAGUACAGUUGGUUCUAGCACACAAGUACAGCAGUUCUAUCACACAAGUAUAGUUGCUUCUUGCACACAAUCUCAGAAGCUUUAGCACACAGGUACAGUUGGUUCUAGCACACAAUCUCAGUAGCUUUAGCACACAAGUACUGUUGGUUCUAGCACACAAGUACAGUAGUUCUAGUACACAAGUACAGUAGUUCAAGCACACAAUUACAGUAGUUCUAGCACACAAGUACAGUUGUUUCUAGCACACAAGUACAUUAGUUCAAGCACACAAGUACAGUAGUUCUAGCACACAAGUACAGUAGUUCUAGCACACAAUCUCAAUAGCUCUAGCACACAAGUACAGUUGGUUCUAGCACACAAGUACAUUAAUUCUAACACAUAAUCUCAGUAGCUCUAGCACAUAAUCUCAAUAGCUCUAUAGCACACAAGUACAGUAGCUCUAACACACACUCUCAGUAUUUCUAACACACAAUCUCAGUAGUCCUAGCACACAAUCUCAGUGUUUCUUGCACACAAUUUCAGUAGUUUUAGCACACAAUCUCAGUAGUUCUAGCACACAAUCUCAGUAGCUCUAGCACACAAUCUCAGUAGCUCUAGCACACAUUCUCAGUAGUUUUAGCACACAAUCUCAGUAGCUCUAUCACACAUGUAUAGUAGCUCUAGCACAUAAUCCCAGUAGCUCUUGCACACAAUCUCAGUAGCUUUAGCACAAAAUCUCAAUAGUUUAGCACACAAUCUCAGUAGCUCUAGCACUCAAUCUCAGUAGUUCUAACACACAAUCUCAGUAGCUCAAGCACACAAUCUCAGUUGCUCAAGCACACAAUCUCAGUUGCUCUACCACACAAUCUCAGUAGUUUUAGCACACAAUCUCAGUAGUUUUAGCAGACAAUCUCAGUAGUUUUAGCACACAAUCUCAGUAGCUCUAGCACACAAUCUGCCAUGUUUGUUCAUGACCACAUUUAUAUAGAAAAAGUGACCCAUGUACAGUAGCUUUAGCACACAAUAUCAAUAGCUCUAGCACACAAGUACAGUAGCUCUAGCACACAUUCUGUCAGCCACAUUUAUAUAGAAAAAAGUGACCCAUGACCACGAUACAUUGAAAACAAUACUUUUUAAGUGGGUAAAUUUUGUUAAAUGAAAAGAUAUUUAAUAUUAAAACUUUAUUUUUCAAUAUAAUAUAAUUGUAAUGAAGCACAUCUUUAAUGCCAUGGUUGAAAUGUAUUCAGACUUUAAGGCCCCAAUUGAAAAACAAAAGAAGAAAACUCUUUAAAAAUUGAAUGUUAGUUUACUGUCACAGCUGGCGACCCUAGGCAAAUCCCUUUGCCAACCUUUUUGAGGUCACAUCCCUUGGGCUGGGAACCAGGGCCCUAGUAAUUUGAUUACACCAGGUCGUUUAUGUGCUUAACCACAUUUAUAUUUUAUAUUUUUUAUACUUUACUUAUUAAGACGUGUUCAAAUUUAUAUGCAUACAUGUAUUAACAUUUUUAAUUACUAUUUAAUGAAGCUUUGUCAUGGUAAUUUGUUAGAAACAUUUGGUAAUUAGAUUUAUCGGGACAGAUUUGAAAACUAAAUUUACGACCUUAGAAACUUAAAUAGUUAAAUUCCGCCCCGGCCAACAAUCGUCCGAUAUCCCUCACCACCGUGGUUUGCAAACUGUUGGAGCACAUAAUCGUAAGCACAGUCAUGAAGCAUCUUGAAAGCCAAAAUAUUCUCAAUGACUGUCAACAUGGCUUCCUAGUCAAUAGAUCAUGUGAGACCCAGCUCCUUGAAUUUGUAGAAUACUUGAUGGCCAAUCUGGAGAACCACAAGCAAACUGAUGGGACAAGCAUAUUAAUGUGUGUAACCAAGCAAACAAGACCAUGGGGUUCUUAAGGCGUAAUCUAAAGAUUGGCAACUCCUGUGUGAAAUAAAGAGCCUAUAAAGCCUUUGUCCGUCCGGUUUUAGAUUAUGCAUCUUCAGUCUGGGACCUAUUUACCCAGAAGAGCAUUGACAGGUUGGAGGCUGUCCAGCAACGGGCAGCAUGCUUUGUCCUGAACCACUACCAGAAUACCUCUAGUGUUUGCAGCAUGCUGGAAACACUAGGCUGGUCACCAUUGGAGGAAUGACGAUGACAAUCCAGGCUCUCCAUGAUGUACAAGAUAAAUAAUGAGCUGGUCCACUGUUCCAGUAUUAAACAGAAACUCAUCCCUCUCCCCCAUAGACAGUGACGAGGCCAUAACAGGCUAUUCCUGCUCAUACCCGCAAGAAGCCAGUAUAGGAACUGCUCAUUCCUGCCCAAGACAAUCAGGGACUGGAACAAGCUUUCAAAAGGAACAGUUGAUGCGACAACACUUGACACAUUUGUGUCUAUUGCCUCAAGCCUUCCAACCCCCAGUGCAUGAUUCCCUCAACAAACUAGCACAUGCAAUCACUGAAAUAUCCUCAUCAACACCGGCACAGAAACUUUGCAAAUCCACUCUGCAUGCAUAGGAGCCAAAAUAAUCAAUAAAUUGAUUGUGGGCCCUUAAUAUAUAGAAGAAGAAGAAAUGCAUUUUAACAUGAUUUCUGAAAAAUAUCAUGUCAUUAUUGUGUUUUGUACUUGAAUGAGUGAAACCUGUUUGUGUCUUUCCUUGAGAUCCAUGUCAACUAUUCAGGUGCAUGUCUUUGAGAUCCAUGUCAACUAUUCAGGUGCAUGUCUUUGAGAUCCAUGUCAACUAUUCAGGUGCAUGUCUUUGAGAUCCAUGUCAACUAUUCAGAUGCGUCUCUUUGAGCCAAAGUUUGUCCGUUUGCUGAAGCUUUUUUGAAAUAUUUGUCUUUUCCUUUGAUGGUGCCUUUAGGUAUUUGUUGUGUGGAAAAAGCAUCCCAUUAAAUAUGAUAAACCCUAACCAUCCCGGAGAUGGCCACCUGGCUGAGGAUGGCGAUGUCCAAGAGGAAAGUCGUAGAGUGAAUGAGACCCCUGUGGAGAUCUUGUGUCAGAAUAGUGAGUCUUGUUUCUUGUGUCAGAAUAGUGAGUCUUGUUUCUUGUGUCAGAAUAGUGAGUCUUGUGUCUUGUGUCAGAAUAGUGAGUCUUGUUUCUUGUGUCAGAAUAGUGAGACUUGUGUCAGAAUAGUGAGUCUUGUGUUUUGUGUCAGAAUAGUGAGUCUUGUGUCAGAAUAGUGAGUCUUGUUUCUUGUGUCAGAAUAGUGAGUCGUGUGUCUUGUGUCAGAAUAGUGAGUCUUGUUUCUUGAGUCAGAAUAGUGAGUCUUGUUUCUUGUGUCAGAAUAGUGAGUCAUGUGUCUUGUGUCAGAAUAGUGAGUCAUGUGUCUUGUGUCAGAAUAGUGAGUCAUGUUUUUUGUGUCAGAAUAGUGAGUCAUGUGUCUUGUGUCAGAAUAGUGAGUUGUGUGUCUUGUGUCAGAAUAGUGUGUCUUGUUUCUUGUGUCAGAAUAGUGAGUUGUGUGUCUUGUGUCAGAAUAGUGAGUCUUGUUUCUUGUGUCAGAAUAGUGAGUCUUGUGUCAGAAUAGUGAGUCGUGUGUCUUGUGUCAGAAUAGUGAGUCGUGUGUCUUGUGUCAGAAUAGUGAGUCGUGUGUUCGAAGUUCUACGGUUCUCUUUGCAAUUCAAGAAAUAAAUCAAAUUUUUUUAUUGCAUUGUUACUUUUUGUAAGGGGUGCGAGCCUUAGUAAAACAAUUUUUAAGGGGAAAUGAGAAAAACAACGUGUGGGAAAACCUGCUAAAAAGAAUGCAACAAAACAGUGAACGUGUCGGCAAGAAGCCUUCAUCUGUGAACAAACACCGGAAAAACAGAAUUAAAUCAAAAUAACACUUAGCUGAAAUGUAAUAUCUCGGAUACUACAAUUCAGCUAAGAGUUUUUUCUGGGGGUUUUUUUGCUGAUUAAGUCCCAUUUUUCUAACCUGAUAGCAGUCUCUCCCCCUUAUUACCAGUUUGUAAGGGGGCUUAGACCAGUCUGAGAGUUCAUAGGGGGAGCAAAGUAUAGAAAAUAUUGGAAAACACGCUUGUCACCGAACUGCAGUAGCCAACCUAUGGAAAGUGACAAUGUUCCAUUCUACAAGAAAAUUCAUGAACAUUUCAUAUUUUGAUGUUUUUCUUUCAGACGCCAUUGUGCUCAAGAACCUGCGUAAAAUAUUCUGUGUAAAAUUUAGCCUUAGUCCUUUUGUUGCCGUGCACAACUCAAGCCUGGCCCUGCCCCAGAACGAAUGCCUGGGACUUUUAGGACAAAACGGAGCUGGGAAAACCACUACAUUUAAAAUGUUGACUGGAGACCACAUGGUGUCCUCAGGAGAUGCUUAUGUGAAAGGACUGAGUGUAAAGACUCAAAUAAAAACUGUAAGUUAUAAAAAACGGUAUUAGUUUAAAUUUUUUUUUUUUUUGGACAAAUAUUUUUUUCACAAGAUAAAAUGUUUUGAAAUUGGUUUACUGACAGAGUCUCCAAUGAGUCUUUUAAAUCUUUCAUGGACACGAAAAAUAUGACACUGAAAAAAAAUCAUCAUUUGAGAAAGAAUUUUAAGUUUUGGGGGAAAACAAAUUAAUUAGGUCAUCAUGUCCCUUUAUGCCAUUUAAAGUCAUAGGGCCAUUUCUAGAGUAUUAAAUUUUUUAAGAUGUGGAGUUGUCUAUGGAGUUUGUCCAGAGUGACAAUAUAUAUAUAUAUAUAUAUAUAUAGAGAGAGAGAGAGAGAGAGAGAGUAUGCAGCAACACUAUCAGUACCUGUACUGAAAACUUCGCACCUUGAACGUGUCGUGCAUUUGUCAAUGGUGCUUAGCUCUGAUUGCCACGUGUUAUAGGUUGGAAGAAGGAAGAUAUGUUGGGAAGCUGUUGUUGGAAAUGGGUUUCUCGGGGCAGGAAAAAAGUGCUCAUAGUUUACCAAUAUCUACGCUGUCACUUAAGUGGUCAAGUCGUGUAGUGUGGUCAAGUUGUGUAGUGGGGUCAAGUUGUGUAGUGGGGUCAAGUUGUGUAGUGGGGUCGAGUUUGAAGACGAUGGCUAAACAAUUCAGGGGAAGAUUUAAUGAGACAGCACCAAGUAACACUAUUUUGCUGUGUCUUCUUUUACAAAACUUCCUCGUCCUGGACAGAAACUCUGUUUACAAAAGAAGACCGGUAACUUAAUAUGACGUUCUUCGGAGAAUGGCGGAUUACAAUUUUUUUUUUUAACUUGAUCCUCAUACACCACGGCCAAAGAAAUGUACCAUUUUAUAUCAUCUGAGCUCAGAUAUUUGGCACCCUCAAGCAUUACCCAACAGUAGUCGAUACAAAUGUGUCCUUAAACAAUUGGUGAACGGAAAUAUCGUAGAAAUUGCAGGGUGGGUGCAGCACCUGCUGGAAAACACAUACCAUAUUCUAAUUUGUCAAAACACUUACUGGUCGACAAAACUUAAUCUCCGGCACACUUUCAUUACAAUAAGAUUCUUUAUCAAUAGAGAUCAUAACGGUAUUGCUAGGUGCCAUAACAAUAGAUGGUAUAGCAUUGUUACUUGGUGCUGUAAACAAGACAUAAUAACGGUAUUGCUAGGUGCCAUAACAAUAGAUGGUAUAGCAUUGUUACUUGGUGCUGUAAACAAGACAUAAUAACGGUAUUGCUAGGUGCCAUAACAAUAGAUGGUAUAGCAUUGUUACUUGGUGCUGUAAACAAGACAUAAUAACGGUAUUGCUAGGUGCCAUAACAAUAGAUGGUAUAGCAUUGUUACUUGGUGCUGUAAACAAGACAUAAUAACGGUAUUGCUAGGUGCCAUAACAAUAGAUGGUAUAGCAUUGUUACUUGGUGCUGUAAACAAGACAUAAUAACGGUAUUGCUAGGUGCCAUAACAAUAGAUGGUAUAGCAUUGUUACUUGGUGCUGUAAACAAGACAUAAUAACGGUAUUGCUAGGUGCCAUAACAAAUAGAAAACAUAACAUUGUUACAAGGGGACGUUUGAUAUAAUGGCCUUCAAAAUUGAUCUUUCAUCUUAGUUUUGUUUUUUUUAAAUGUUUGUCCGUUAGGAUCACUUAUGUACGAGCGAAAAUAAUGGUCAACUAUGAAUAAUUUUUACUCCGUCAAGAGACCCAUUUCCCGCAACAACUACCCAAAAUAACUUCCAUAUAACUACUGGGAACACUUGAUGACUGGGGCUGUGCCCAGUAGACAAAUGCACAAUACAAGGGUUUCAGUGCUAAUGGUUUGAUCUCAUAUGGUCCAAAUAAUGCCAUCCACAGAUCCAGGCUAUGAUGGGCUACUGUCCACAGCAAGACGCCCUCCACGAGAGGCUGACCGGAAGGGAGACUUUAUACUUGUAUGCCCGUCUGAGGGGCGUGCCAGAAACAAGUUUACACAACGUCACAGAGGCAAUCGUGGACUUUGUAACCCUUCGACCCCAUGAAGACAAGCUCACUGGUAAAUACAGGUGAGCAAAUGGCAUUUCCUGUGUCUUAAAGGCCUCAAAUUCUAGAGAUACUUUAUUAAGACACGCCAAGAAAACGGGCUAAAUGAAAUUCAUUAUGGGGAAAUAUUUUCCAACAAUUUUUUUUGGCGUAAAAACCAUUAAAACUGUUUGAAAGGCUCAAUAAAAUAUUUACUGUCUCUGGUCAAUUUUGUAAUUACUGGUCACUUUUCUAUGUAUCUCUGAUAUGUUUCAGUUAUAAUUAAAGCAAGCGGAUGUUUUAGCUUUUUCUUCAUCUUUCCGCUUUAACGGGAGACGUUGAGGGGAGUAAAAGUUGGUAUCAUCCACAAGAUGAUCGGCCCCUGAGGGUUCAUGAAAGUCUCCUUGACACAGCCAGUCCACUGCCCUCCUGGUCUUCUCCCAGGGGCUGAAACCGUGGUGCUGCUAUUGUAAGCUUGCAAUCCAUGUUGAUUGAUAGGCAUUCUGACCUGAUGGCCAAACCAUUGAGUUUGAUGGUGGAACAUACACUGUUUGAUUCUUAUGGCACCAAACAUUUCCUGGUUUUGAAUGUGGUCCCUUCUCAUUUUACCAGUUGCUCGACCUUAAAUAUCGCACAGGUGAAGGGCUUUUCUCAAAACAUCUACUCUGAGCCCAGGUUUGAUGCUGGUAAGCACGGGUUGAAAGAAAGACAUCGUUAAUUAAUCAGCAUUUGGACUUCCAUCUUUUUUCUUGGGUGUCUUAGCAGUGUGGCUUUUUGGUAGCUGACUGUAUUUGUCUCCUGCACUCUUGUCUCUGUCUCUCGGUCCAUUCUUCCGUCUGUCGAGUAUGAGCGUUCAUUAGUAAUUGUUGCGACUCAAUAUUAUGUUCAUUAGUUGUUGAACGCUUUUCCCGCGCUUGACUAUUAUAGUUAGUGAACGCUCUUCCCGCCAUUGUCUCUAUGACGUAUUUUUAUGCUGAGUCGUGAUGUAUUGUCUAUGCAGUAUUGUGACGUAUGUUUUAGUCGUGCGGCAGUCUUGAGUGGAACUUUGGAGUGAUAGGAUGUGUAUUAUUUAGGUCUGAUAGCGAGCUGUGAUAUAUUCAAGUGUAUGUGUAUUAUACUUACUUAGAUAUUAAAGUUAUAGUUAUUAUGAAAAGGAGUUGAGUUGUUCAAUGUUAGUGAGAAUAGUAUGACGCUUCAACGUGUGAAAAGAACUGACGAAUGUAAUCAAUCCAAGAAGACGUUAGGAGUUGACACUGUCUUCUGCAAAUAAAAAAUAAGUAAAGGGUUUAGUUUGGAGACCCACAAUAAUUAAUCCCGGUAUUUGUGGAUAAUUUUAAAAAACCCUAUCUGAAAUAAUUGGUUCCUUAAGCCCUUUAUCAAACUUUAGUCAAAUAUAUUUGUUUAUGUAUCUUUUUUAUUUGCCAUGUUACAGUGGAGGAAAUAAAAGAAAAUUGUCUGUUGGUAUAUCAAUCAUCGGUGACCCUUUGUUCAUUAUGCUGGAUGAGCCGACGGCUGGAAUGGACCCAGUGGCUAAGCGAACAUUAUGGACCGUUCUACAUUUAAUAAGAUCAUCAGGCCGGACACUGGUGCUGACCUCUCACAGGUAGGUCUGAAAAAUGUUUCAUGCCAUGUCAGGUCAACUCAUGGCUCAGGGGCACAAGUGAUUUAGUGAUCAAUGAGUGGGAUCAAAUUAGUAUAUUAUGUGAUCUGGAGUUGACCAUCAUUUUCUGCAUUUUACUUGAUACCGUACCAUUUAAAUUCUUGUUUAUGCGCCAUUUUGCUCUUUCAAUUCUCAACGAAGUGGCUGAUUUCCGAUUAAUUGAAAUUAACAUUAUGGAAGGCGUUGUCUUGGCGCAUGUUUGCCAAAUGUCCAAAAAUUUACGGAAGUCCAUAAAAAGUUUACCUAAAAUGACUUAGCUGGGUUGAUGUGUGGACACCACGAAAUCGCAUCCAUACUUGUUGGCUGGAGUUUAAAUCCCAGGAAUAUUAGAGAACAAGAAAUCAACAGAGGGCAAAGCAACAAUCGCAUAUAUUGACUUGUCUACCACAUAUUGUAACUAGUCUACCACUUAUAUUGAGACUCUCAUCCACCGCGUAUUGUGACUUGUUUACCAUGUAUUCUGACUCAUUUACCACAUAUUGUGACUCGUUUACCACAUAUUGUGACUCGUUUACCACAUAUUGUGACUCGUUUACCACGUAUUGUGACUCUUUUGCCACGUAUUGUGACUCGUCUAGAAGAAAUGGAUAUUCUGACAACAAAUUUCCUUUAUUACUUCAUCGAAUAUGGUUAAGUCUAUAGGGUGCCUUUGGUGAUCUGACACUCAAAAUACCAGUAACUCCUUCGAUGUACUGUGGCAAAGCUGUGCUGACCAUUUGAUGUGCCAGUGCCAUACAAUGUAGUUCUCCAGUUGACAAACAGGCAUCUUCUAAAGACAUUUUUUCGUUUUAAUCUCUCAAGACAUUUCCAGUACAAAUUUAUGACAUCUCUUGAAGACUGAUGGUUUCCCAAAAAAAUGUCUUUUUUUUUUUCAUGGAAACAUCAAGAUACAGCUUUAUUAGUGGUCAACUUAGUUCUAUUCAAGAUACAGCUUUAUUAGUGGUCAACUUAGUUCUAUUCAAGAUACAGCUUUAUUAGUGGUAAACUUAGUUCUAUUCUAGAUACAGCUUUAUUAGUGGUCAACUUAGUUCUAUUCAAGAUACAGUUUUAUUAGUGAACAACUUAGUUCUAUUCUAGAUACAGCUUUAUUAGUGGACAACUUAGUUCUAUUCAAGAUACAGCUUUAUAAGUGGACAACUUAGUUCUGUUCUAGAUACAGCUCAAUUAGUGGACAACUUAGUUCUAUUCAUCAUUGAGGCAGGCAAAACACAAUGAUAAACAAUAUAUUUGAUAAAUUUUUAUUUCAGUAUGGAGGAAUGCGAGGCAUUAUGCACUAGAAUAGCCAUAAUGGCCAAGGGGAGAAUACUCUGCCUGGGCAGUCCCCAGCACCUGAAGAACAAGUACGGGCAAGGAUACACCGUCGUCAUACGGGCCAGUGUAGACGAACACGGCAAGGUCUUAAAACUGGAUGAAGCUCAUAAAUUCGUGGUUCAUGCGUUACAAAAAUCACAGGUAACGUUGGGGGAGGGGCUGCAUUAAACGAACUUCCUUCCCUCCCACAACACAGAGCCCGUCCACGGUUUACUUUCCAACUCAUUUUAUUUAGUCGUCGGUCAUUGCCAGCUUCUCAAGGUUUGAAAAAACAAUAUCCUUGUUGUUGUACUGUGGGCUACUCAUACAUCUCCUUGUUGUACUGUGGGUUACUGGUACAUCUCCUUGUUGUACUGUGGGCUCUUCAUACAUCUCUUUGUUGUUGUUGUACUUGCUACUCGUACAUCUCUUUGUUGUUGUUGUACUGUGGGCUAAUCAUACAUCUCCUUUUUGCUGUUGUACUAAGGGUUAAUCGUGAUUAUUUUUAAAAAUUAUUUCUUAAUGCUGAAUCCAGACUUCUUGGAUUCAUUGUAAAUCUUAGAGAUUUGAUUAAUGAAGCUCCUGUUUUGUUUUUUUUUAAUUUUUUUUGUUGUUUUUUUUUAACUCUUUUUAUUUUUGUCCAAAAUGUCGCAACUUUAUGAAGUAAAGAAAGGUUGCAUUUGAUAAAAGAUCUUAAUCAUAAAAUAUUGGGGUGGAAAAAAAAAGCUACAAUACAUUUUGUUUGUUUAUGUUUAUCAUCAGGUCUUUGCCACACAAGAAGCCUACGUUCACCUUCAGGUGUCGGACAGUGUUCCGCUGUCCAUUCUGUUCUCCACUCUGGAACAAGCCAAACAGAAAUACAAGUUUCAGUUCUACACCGUGCAACAAACCACCCUGGAGCAGGUGUUCCUCAUGUUCAUGAAGGAAACGUUUGUUUGAAAUGGUCUACUAGAAUACAUAUAUAUGAUGCACUAGAACACAUAUAUGACCUACUAGAACAC
Molecule: messenger RNA, 13800 nt
Organism: Lymnaea stagnalis (great pond snail)
Lineage: Eukaryota; Metazoa; Mollusca; Gastropoda; Lymnaeidae
Source: the annotation of a GenBank genome assembly